Messenger RNA from Brachypodium distachyon (stiff brome), 3820 nucleotides. RefSeq names its product putative disease resistance protein At1g58400. The coding region runs from base 769 to 3405 and encodes 878 amino acids. Gene Ontology annotation, molecular function: ADP binding. Lineage: Eukaryota; Viridiplantae; Streptophyta; Magnoliopsida; Poales; Poaceae. The record is from RefSeq and is a predicted model, not a curated record. The transcript is spliced from 4 exons. Gene Ontology annotation, biological process: defense response to other organism.
AGUAUCUGCAUAAAAAAAAUUGUCCAGAACAAAUACAAUAUUAUGUCAAGUUGACCAAAAAAAAGAUAAAUAAACACGAUAAGAUAAAAGAGAUAACUGCCUGCUAAAGUGUACAUAAAAGAUAAAGGUAAAUAUUUUUGGUCUUCAUUGUCACGGACCAGGCCCUAUGCUUGUUGAUAUGAUAGAUGCUAUAAUUGCUCUACUCUCUGAUGGUUUGAGCCUUUGAGGUGCAAACCCUAGGCUUGUUUAUGUGAAUAGAUGCUGCUUCUGUGAUUAUUUUUGAUUAUGCGAUGCUUGAAAGCUAAGUGUUGUCCAUGAAUCCAUUUAGUUUGAUUAUGACUGCAUAGUAGUGCCAUGUAUUCAAAAUGUUUCAUGAAUUUCACGUUAUUAUGAAUUUUCUACUUCUUCAACCAGUUUGGGUGGCAUGCCAACAACAAUAGGCUCGGCGAAGUGUAAACUUUUCAAGUUUUUAAUAAUCUUGUUCUAUGUUUGUGAUAGCAAUCGAUGCAGAGGUCAGAGGUGUUCCCUCCUUCUCGACAAAAAUGAGAGACAGAGAGAAGAAGAGAGAAGUGGCCUGUUACAUACAUAUACGAUGGGUGCGUGUAUCCUGUCCUCCCUAUGGGAAUCAAUCUGCCUUGAUACUCUUUCCUUUUGCUUUCUGGCCACACAUAUAACCCACUUCUCCGAGCACGCCUACAUGCCGAUGUAGCUAGAGCUAGGUAUGGAGGAUCUAGCUGAGUGAUUUAUCACCCAGCAAGGAAACUAGAGAUGGUGGAGGCUGCCAUAGUGGGAGCCAUACUGAGCGGAGCGCUCGGUACACUGCCGACGCUGUUGACAUUCAUACGUGACAAAAGGAACAGUCAGGUGCAAGAGGAUGUUAAUUCCAUCAAGCGCCAGCUUCAGCGUAUGCAGGGGUCCAUUCUGCAUCCUUUAUGGAGAGGCGAAGAAACCAGUGAUAUACGGAGGCUCUGGAUCGUGCAACUCAGAAAGCUGGCGGACGAAAUUGAAGACUGCAAGCACCGCUUCCAGUUCGGGCAGACCACCGGCGGUGACAACUAUUAUGCCAUAGAGAUUGGUCAACUCAAGCAGAAAGCAGAUCAUACGUCUGAUAUGCUAAAAAGAUAUGAAGAGCAGGCGAGCAAAUCCUCAAACAUGGGAAAAGAUGCUGCUGCGUCGAUGGAUGAGGGUAAGCAUCUCCUUGCUCUUGUACAGGACCAAUCGGAGAACAGGGUGAAGGUGAUCGCUGUAGCUGGCUUCGGUGGCCGGAAGACUGAUAUUGCAAGGCAAGUGUACACGAAUGAUGAAGUCCAGCAGCAAUUCAGUCAGCGGCAAGCCUGGGUUAGCGCGGCGGGCAAGACAAUGAAUGAAGUUUUGACGGAGAUACUCAGCAAAGUACCCCCUGCUGGGCUGCGGGGCUGCUGGGGCAUGCCCAUCCUGAGCUGUUUUUUCCGCAAAAAUACGCCGGUCCUCCCUCCUCCCGGCUCCGACUUGAAGCGUCAGCUCAUAUCACGCCUAAGCGAUAACAAGUAUUUGAUUGUAAUUGACGACGUGGCAACAGAAGAGUUGUUCAAUACAAUAUCUGACUUCCCUUGGCCUUUGGAUGAAAGAGUGCACGGCAGAAUUAUCGUGACCACGGCCAUCUGGUCAGCAGCAGGACCCUGCAGUUGUGGUGACAACAAUCUACCACCACUUGCUCCAGAUAUCAGCACACCCAUGGUUUUGGUUCAAGAGGUUGGUCCAUCAGUGACUAAUACAAGGCCGGUGUUGUCAGAGGCCCGCUUCAAACUAUGUGCGUCCGCUCUAGCAAGAACGCAAGGGUCGUAUACCAGUGACUACAAGGGUGUUGCUCUCGAGGACUGCUUGCUGUAUUUCACCAUGUUCCCACGCCAUCGCGAUGUCUCAAGGAAUCGUCUAAUAAGGCGGCUGCUGGCUGAAGGACUACUUGAACAUGCAGUGCCAGUCCCUGGGGAUGCAUACCGUUCUCCUCAUGAUAUCGUGGACGAGCUUUUGGACAAACUCAUCAGCAGCAAUUUUAUCGAGACCAGUAAAAAAAGCAACAAUGGGAAGGUGAAGAGAUGCAAAACUCCUGGUGUGGUGUUUAACUACAUUUGUGCCAAGGCCGUGGUCGAGAAUUUUAUAACCUUAAUGUGUGGUGCAAGUCAGAAUCAGACCACCCAACAGCGAAAUAUUCGCCGGCUUUCUCUCCAUCCUUACAGCGGAGCUGCAAAUGGUGGAGUCGUAAUGCCAGAUGUAUGUUCUCUCCGGACUAUGGUGGUCUUCCCAACCGCCAAUGCCGGAUAUGGUGAUAUAUUGAAUUUUGACAACCUUAAGCUACUGAGGGUGUUGGAUCUGAAAGAGUGUGCUCAUGUGAAUAAAGACCAUCUGAGAAGAAUAUGCGAGCUGUCGCUGUUGAAAUAUCUGAGCCUCGGGGACAAUAUCGGUCGGAUUCCGAAGAAAAUAUGGCGGCUGCAAGAGUUAGAGACACUCGAGACGAGGACAACUGGUGUAGUGACGAUGUACCCAGAAGUACUCAUGCUGCCCAAAUUGAAACACCUCCUUGGGAAGUUUCAGCUAUCUAAAGAGUUAAACCUGAUGGAUGGGGCAAAGAAGCUUCUUGGGAUGAAGAAUGAUUUUUCUGCUCUUAAGGUUUUCUUGGGGACAAAAUGUGUCUUGGGCACCCUAGCAGGAUUUGUCGUUGGCGACGGCAAAGGAAUUCCACAACUGUUUUGUCAUAUGGGACAGUUGAGGAAGGUGAAGAUAUGGUCUGAUUUCACCAAAAUCGAGGAGACAGAAUUGACUGGGCUUAAGGAAGGCAUCGAGGAAUUCAUGAGUCGAGGAAUCAGUAUGCCCACUGUUGAUUACUCCCUGUCUAUUGAUCUCAAGGGGUGCUCAAAAUCAUUCCUUGAUUUCCUAGGAUAUCCUGGCAGGCUUACCUCGCUCAAGUUGACAGGUGAUCUGGCACAAUUCGGUUUGGUUUAUCCAAAGCCGAACCUGAAUAGUCUACAUGAGCUGUGCCUCUCAAUGACUGGUCUAAGCGCGGCUGCAAUCCAAAAAGGCCUGAGUAAGUUGACAUGUCCACUGAAAUUUCUCAAGCUGGUUGAGAAAGAACUUGGGGGGCUCUCAAUGCUAGACCAUAUUCUUCCCUUCGCAAGACUGGAGCGGAUUUGCCUUGUGGGCGAGCAAAGUCUCCACAACAUAACGAUUCGAGAUCUGAGUCAGCUUGCCUCACUCCAUUUGCUCUGUGCAACUCUAGGUGAUCUUCCCGGCAUCGAGAUCGAAAGCCUCGAAAGUCUAAAGGAAGUCGGACUCCAUUCUGGAGUUGCUGAUAAAAUAAAAAAGGAAUGGGAAACUGCUGCAAGCCGCCAUCGCCCUAAUCUCAAAAUUGUGUCCAUUCAGACACUUUAAUGCAAGUUGGUCCAAAUCCUCCGCUAAGAAUCAUCAGUGCGACGUGCAGUGGAAAGAGUUACGACGAGCCAAUGACUAGAAGCCAUAAUAGCUUCCGGUUCUGCAAUGUCGUUGGUGCAUUACUAUUUCCCUCUUUUGGUAUCAACAGUCCAGUUGAUUUUACGAGAAAGUUCACUAUAAAUGUUAUCUCUUGCUUUUGGGUGUGCAGUGUGUGAUUAAGUUCCUCCCCUGCUUGCUAGUCCUGAUAUAUAUGGUUGUAUUGUAUCUUAAUUUUUCUUCUGCUUUUGGUGCUGUUGUAAAGAACCAUGCUAUUAAUAUUGCCGCAUCUUCUGUUUUGUGUGAGAUCCUACUGUUUCUGUAUUGUGACAUUGUGUACUAUGGAAUAAAAGUCUGAGAUGGGCUAGCUUGCGAAGCA